This is a messenger RNA of Lepisosteus oculatus (spotted gar), 1984 nucleotides long. Its product is annotated as cytochrome P450 2B5-like. Gene Ontology annotation, cellular component: intracellular membrane-bounded organelle; cytoplasm. Gene Ontology annotation, molecular function: oxidoreductase activity, acting on paired donors, with incorporation or reduction of molecular oxygen, reduced flavin or flavoprotein as one donor, and incorporation of one atom of oxygen; heme binding; iron ion binding. The record is from RefSeq and is a predicted model, not a curated record. NCBI's taxonomy places the organism in Eukaryota, Metazoa, Chordata, Actinopteri, Semionotiformes, Lepisosteidae. Gene Ontology annotation, biological process: xenobiotic metabolic process.
UUGAGAAAUAUGUCAUAAGUGAUUUCUAAAAUAGCAAUUCUAAUGAAAAGCUAGCAGCAGUCACAUACCCAUCUCUCACUUUAUCUGAACGCCCUCUUUUAUAAAUAAUGUCAAGGACUUCGUAACUCUUAGCACAAGCAGAGGAGACGCAUCAAUGGAGUUGAUAGUUACUCUCGCUCUAGGCGCCUUCACACUGGUGCUGGCUGUCCUUUUAAAACAGCGGCGCACCGUACAACAAAAUUUCCCCCCCGGACCACCUCCUCUGCCUGUCAUAGGAAACCUCCUGCAGCUCGACCGCAAGGCUCUCUUCAAAAGUUUUGUAAAGCUCAGCAAGACUUAUGGUCCAGUACUUACAGUUUACUUUGGUGUUAAACGAGUUGUGGUUCUGGUCGGGUUCAAAACAGUUCAGGAAGCCCUAGUGGACAAGGCAGAGCAGUUUGCUGGGAGGGCACCCAUUCCUGUCCUCAGCCGAAUUAACAAGGGCUAUGGACUGGGAACCAGUAAUGGAGAGCGCUGGCGGCAAUUAAGGGAAUUCACAUUCCGGACACUCCGAGAUUUCGUCACUGGCCAGAAGAGAACGGAACAGAGCAUUCAAGAGGAGGCCAAGCACCUGGCCAAGGAACUGUGCAGCGCAGAGGGUACUCCCUGUGAGCCUACAAACUUACUGAAUCUUGCAGGGUGCAAUGUCAUCUGCUCAUUGGUAUUUGGGGAGCGCUUUGACUAUAAGGAUCCAAGAUUUGCACACCUGCUACAUCUGCUUAGCGAAAUGUUAAGUGGUGUACGUGGGCCAUGGGGCCAGCUGUACAACACCUUCCCCAAACUCCUGGAGUACCUUCCAGGUCCACACAGGCAGAUAUUCUCCUGUGCUGAGCAGCUGGCUGAUUUUCUAAUGGAGGAGAUCUGUACGCACAAGAAGACUCUGAACCCCAGCUGCCCUCGGGAUUUCAUUGACUGCUUCCUUCUCAAAAUGGAACAGGAAAAGGACAGCUCUUCUACCGAAUUCCACAAUAAUAACAUGGUGUACACCAUCUUGGGUCUGUUCAUUGCUGGUGCUGAGACCACGAGCACAACGCUGAGAUAUGCUCUGAUGCUGGUAAUCAAGCACCCUCGUGUUCAAGAGAGGAUCCAGAAGGAGAUUGACGCUGUGAUUGGUGCACAGCGCCACCCGGCCUUGGAGGACCUCAAGGCCAUGCCCUUCACAAAUGCAGUUAUCCAUGAGGUCCAGCGUCUCCUUGACGUCGUACCUAUGAACCUGCCUCACAUGGCCACCCAGAACAUCUCCUUCAGGGGCUAUACCAUCCCCGCGGGUACCACAGUGAUUCCUCUGCUUCAUUCAGUGCUGAGAGAUGAGGAGCAGUGGGCCUCACCAGACUCCUUCUACCCCCAGCACUUCCUGAAUGGAGAUGGCUCCUUCAAAAAGAACCCAGCUUUCUUGGUGUUUUCUGCAGGGCACCGUUCCUGUGCAGGGGAGAGUCUGGCUUAUGCAGAGAUUUUCAUCAUGUUCACAUCACUAUUGCAGAAGUUCUCUUUCACCUGUCCCGGAGGGCCACAUUCUCUUGACGUGACUCCAGUGCCCAGCUCUUUUGCAAACAUUCCCCAAGCAUACCAGCUCAUUGCCACACCCCGGUGAAACAGAAACCGUCAACAUUUUCCCUGAAACUAUUACAUCCACUGCGGCCUUUGCUCCAUUUCCAAAGUGCACCUUUCUAGAGGAUCAUACAAAUCAAUGGGAGCAACAGUCCUAUCUGUAACAGCUCUGUCAAGACUAAAGAACUGUGACCCGAGACUUAACCAGGCAACUUCACAAAGUGCUGUAGCACCAUACCUUGUAAAAAUAUUUUUCCUUUUUAAUAAUUAGAAAAUAUUUACAUGUAUUCUAAUGAUGCUGCAGAUAGGCUAGUUCCCUUAGAAAAAGAUCACUUUAUUGGGCAUAUACAAUGUCUCCAUGAGAGACACAGACAGGGAGAGAAGCUUGGGAUCAGAG